Molecule: messenger RNA, 4078 nt
Organism: Mercenaria mercenaria
Lineage: Eukaryota; Metazoa; Mollusca; Bivalvia; Venerida; Veneridae
Product: sodium-dependent glucose transporter 1A-like
Exons: 7
Coding region: 107-1726 (539 amino acids)
Biological process (GO): transmembrane transport
Source: RefSeq, a predicted model, not a curated record
UGCAUACUUUUAACGGGAGUCAAAUUUAACCUUAGGUUUUUAACUGCACAUCCGUUGUAUAUUAGACAAUGCAUUGUUAAAUCAAACCACAGAAUUAUUUGAUAACAUGGCUACAGGGCAUUCCGCAGAUGAUGUUUCAUCAAGGAUAAUGCAUGAUUUAGAUUCUGGACCAGAGUUCGAAAUAUCGGACAAUAGUGCUGAUUCUGAUGCCAGCAUCAAGAUCGAACGUCAGCGUUCAGUCAGUCUAGAUGGUGCCGUGACCAGGAAAAAAAAUUCAGUUAAAUUAUCCGGUAGCAGCAAGAAGACAAGAACAACACCAUUUAGUGACCCUGUUUUCAGAAUCAAAUUAUUAAAGACCGGCUUUCUUCUGUGGAAUAUGACCAUUCUGGGCUGGGAAUAUCGUCUGCUGGGACCGAUAUUUCCUGAUCUGCAAGACAUAGCUGGUGUGUCACUGAAACAGGGAUCAUGGUUUUUUACAGGAAAUGCUAUAGGUUAUCUUGCUGGCUGCCUGCUCGCCGGACUAACCCAAAAAAGGUUCAGUACUAAUUUGAUGUUGUUUUUCUACACUAUGGUUUCGGCAAGAGCAUUUCCUUUAUUGCCAUGGAUACCAAGUUUUGAGGUCAUAGUAUUUCUAUUUGCACUUACUGGUCUAGGCUAUGGCAAAAACAUUAGAGAUGUGCAUACAUGCAGUGUUCAUGGAAUAAUUUUUGAAAUCUGGGAUGACAAAGUUGGACCAUACUUCCAGAUGAUGCAUGUAGUCCAGGCUUUGGGAGGAAUUCUCUCUCCACUGGCUACAAAACCAUUUCUACGGAAAGAACAGGACGAACAUUUAGACAAAAUCAACUCCACAGAGACGAUAUGCCUACAGAACGCAAGGCCGUCUUCAAUUACUACAGUCAGCACAAACAACAGUAACAACCCGGAUGACGUCAUGAUGACGGAUACCGACUUGCACUACGCUCUUUUUAUUUCCGGUUUAUUGCUUGUCUCAGCUGCAGUUCCUUUCCUUGCUAUUUUCUUCAAGAACCAGCAUUCAAAGAAAUCGCAACGUCAGAAGUAUGCUAAAAAUGUGAGUUCAGUAGAUGAACAGAAACUGUUACCAACACAUAUUGAAAGGACGGUUUUGUGUAUUUUUAUAUUAAAUUCGUUUGUAGCUACAGCGUUUCUAGAUCUAUUUCCUACUUUUCUGACCACAUUUGUAAUAGAACGAGCAAGCAUGACACAGCAAAAUGGAGCAAAUCUUAGUUCGGCAUACUUCGCCAUGUACGGUGUAGGCAAUUUUUUGAACAUAUUUGCUUCAAUUUACAUCAAAACUACUAAAAUAAUUAUAUUUUCCUAUAUAACCACAGGAAUUAUGCUUACAUGUGUUAUAUUUAGUGUUCUUUUUCCAAAUAAAGAUACGCUUUCGGUUUUUAUACCUUUGUGUGGAGCUAGUGAGGCUAUUAUUUUACCCACGAUCUUCACAUGGAUACAGGAACACGUGACGCCCGUCACGGGAAAGCUGGCUUCCGGUCUACUUAUUUCCGGUUCAUUAGGAGUAACUCUAAACCCUUUGUUAGUAGGAUAUCUAAUGGAGGUGCACUCUCCAAUGUGGUUCUUAUAUUUGUCCUUAGUCUAUACUAUCUUUUGUGCAGUGUUGUUCGUUAUGGCUGUGAUUCUUACAGAAACGUAUUCGAACAAAAGGAAAUUGACAGAGGAGUCAGGUAUUGCAGACAAAAGCAAUUAAAACGAAAUCGAAGAUGGCAAUAUGUAUUAAUAGCGAGCUCGAGAAUCGAGCUUUACGGUAACGCAAGUAUACUUCCACACUUGAUGAUGGAUUUGAAAAGUUUCGUCGGAAGAUCUUAAAAAGCGCACCCUAACGGAUAGGUGCUCACAGGAAGUACUUCUUUCCGUAGUGAAUACAGAGCUUCAUUCAAUUGCUAAAAAUAUUCAUCACUCAACAAUAAUGAAAAAAUGCUAUCCAGUUGUUUGAAAAAAUAUUAUUUUCAUUUAAAAGAUCAAGCAUCGGCCAUAAAAUGGAAAAAAUGUCAUUAAUAAGCAGAAAGAAACGGGAACGCGGUAAUGACGUCACCGUGACACCGGCUUCCCAUAAUUUUUGCAACGUAUGAUAUUCCCUGUUACAGGUAUGGUGACACUAAAUGUAGACUUUUUCAAGUGAAUGGGUUCUCCUGAAUUCUUGUGAGUAGGGAAUAGUUUCUUUGUGACAAAUAAAUGAUGCAUAAUAUUUUUAGCUAAAUCCGAUUUCUUUGAGCUCGCUUUGAGGCUUUGCCUUAUUUCAUAUUAUAUUUAAAAUGAAAACGACAGACGUGUUCAUUAUUACUCUUCUGCAGUAUAUGCGUAAGUUUCAAUAUACAUAACUUACUUAUGAAUCAUAUAAUGGUAACAGACAUCGGAGAACAGAGGUAGGCAUCAGGAUGCGUUUUAUUUCAAAACAUUAACAAAAUUUGGAUAGUUAAAAAUACAGGAUUGCUCACGUAGGAUUGCCUUUGUCGGAUUGAUUGUGGACAGUGUGGAAGAUUUGUCUAAUGUCCACAUUUAUCGCUAUUAAAAGAUUUGCUUAUGUAGUGUAAUGGAAAUUAGUCCAUUGUAAAUAUAUCCUAAUUUUCCAUUUUUGCUACAUUUUCAUGUAGAACGUAUAUUUUAACCAUACGUUUUCGUUGACAGAAUGCAUUCCACAUGAAGUAAGAUGUUUUCGUUUUUAUACUCCAUCGACACUAAAUUUUGCAGAUCAAACCUGAAGAAGAUUUUUUUUGAUUUUGCGGACAAGAGUAAAUAUGUCAUCUUUUCAUGUUUUUCACAUAAUACUGCCUUAAUUGGUAAAUAAUUGAGUCAUGAAAAAACAUGUAAUUUCAUGUAAUAAGGGGAGGACAGUCGUAAGCUAAUAUAGCUUUCUGUCCAAUUCCUGAAAUGUUAUAUUGUAAAUAUUUCAUGAUUUUCUGAAUAAAAAUAUGUUUAAACUAGAGCAAAUAUGCAUCUUUUUUAGGGAAGCAAACCACCCCAGACUGGCAAUUCACUACGAACUAUUUGACCGUGUAUUUUCUAUCAUUAGGCAGGAGUUACUUUAAUUAAGUGUCUAUUUCCUUAUAAAAACUUCAAAUGUCUCGAUGACCCCUGGUAAAAUGUUUAGUACUGCAUCGUUCUUGAAAAAUAAGCUGACAUAGGUAUGAAUGUUUAAUAGAGUUCCGCUUAAGCCGGUGCUAGGGAGCGUGGGAGAUGUUGCACAUUUCAUUACCCAUCCCCAGCUUUUAUUAUAUUUGACUGGCUUAUCAUAGUAGGUUGUCCCCCUUGAAAACUAUCCGCUAAUCAAUAUUGGUUUCCCUACUGAUAUUAGUUUGAGCAAUAAAUUAUAUAGGAAAUUAAUUGUCGAUGAUUAAUUUCAAAUAUGUCUGUUGGUUUGUGAAUAUUUUACCAGAUAUGACAGUAAACUUCAAUUUCUGCUCUUCAAUUUAAUGUGAAAAUAUUUAUUCUAACUGAACAUCUUCUUGCUUCCAAUUUUGUUUUAAAAGUAUCACCAUCGCUUAUAUUGAACAUAUAGUGAAAAACACUAAACUUUUCAAUUUCUGUUACUUUAAGAUGCAAAUAAAUUAUGAUUAUCAAAGCAUGACAAUUUAUUAUCACAUAUGUAGGUAUUCUUGACUUUAUAAACAAUACAAUAAUAUAAUUAUUAGUGUAAUAGGGUAAAGGCUUCUUGCUUCCAUUUUACUUCGAAGUGUAUCAAGAAAUGAAAAACUUAUGGAUUUCUUAAAGUUCUGAUGUAACUUAAACCGUGUUAAUUUACGGAACUGCAUAUACCAACAAAUGACGUACGAUUCAAUAUAGUCUUUUGAAAUAAUAACGUUCAUAAUUGUCCAGUUAGUCAAACAAAUAGAAAAAAAUGAAAAGAACAGAAUAGAACAUAGCUUUGAUUUUUCACCAAACUGUUUAUGAGAACAAUACGAAUCAACAUAAAUUACAUAAUUUCCGUCUGAAAACUAAAUAUCUUUGGAAUAUUGAAACAUUCGACGACAGGAGAAAAACUACUUCAAAGAAUAAUUUUCUUAUGAAAUAGUGUAAUUUGCAAGUUAGGCGCUCAUUGAAA